Molecule: messenger RNA, 4814 nt
Organism: Salvia miltiorrhiza (redroot sage)
Lineage: Eukaryota; Viridiplantae; Streptophyta; Magnoliopsida; Lamiales; Lamiaceae
Exons: 4
Coding region: 2515-3579 (354 amino acids)
Molecular function (GO): zinc ion binding; nucleic acid binding
Source: RefSeq, a predicted model, not a curated record
UAGUGCUACUAGAAGUCGAGAAAUUAUUCCGACUGCAACGCAAAUUCAAUCUACGGAUUUAAUCUAGAUUCAUAUUACUGUAUUAGCAUCACCAAGGCAUGAGGAUAUAAUUCAUUUAUUCAUCAAUCUCAUUCUCAUACUUUACAAACUCUUAUAACCAAUUACAGUUUCACCUAUCAAUGCUAUGAAGUAGAUACAUGAAUAUGCUAGACAUAUAUGUAAGCAUACAAUCAUCAUUAUUUUUUUCCACUCCCUAAUGUCUCCUACACUAUACACGCAUAAUCUCCACUUCUCCACUCCACCAACUAUCUCCACCACCUUUUGCUUUCUUCCACUACAUUUUUUCUCACCACCCUUUCCACUCCACUAAUUCCACUACACCAAACUUUCCACCUACUCCCUUCCCCACCACACGCAAGAAUGCAUCUAACAUUCCAUUAUACAGGCAACAAUCUUUUCAUCAUCUUCAUUCUUCACUAAGGAACCGAAGAGCAGCCACGAGUUCUGCCAUAAGCACACUGCUCCGGCAGUGUUUUGCAAGGCGAUUCCAGCCAUCCAAAAGGUUCCCAAAAAUUCCCAAAUUAAUUGUGUAUCAUCUUUCAUAUGUUUUCUAUACUUUGGCAAAAUUUCAGAAGGUUUGAAGCUCUUAUGAUUUAUUUAUGAAUUUGUAAACAUCACUGCCCAUCUGGAAUACAUUUUUGGUAAACAAUCUUUGGGAGGCCAUAAGUAAAGUUUCAAUCGGUGAAAACCUUUGAAACUUGAAUAUGUCACUCUAGACUCCCGUAUCUUUCUUUUGACAUCGGCCUCACCAUUUUUGAAUAAGGGAAACAACCGGUAUAAAUUCUUGAAAUCUAGUUCUUAUUCCAUGUACCAUCCAGUAGAUUUUACAAACCUACGACUUUGAGGUGGCAAAGCCCGACUUAAAUCUUUGAUUCUCAAGCCUAGCUUUCUACUGAAUAUUCAAUGACAUGUUGGGAACUUACUUGCUUAGUUUUAGAAUUUUUGGUGAAGCCUAAAGUUGGUUUUCUGAUUUAUGUUAUGAAUCUGCCAAACUUGAACACUUUUUGUGCACUGAACUUUAGACAGUCAUAUCUUCUAAACCAUGAAUGUUCUUAGAGUAAAUCCAACUGGAGAGUGUUAUGAUCUCUCCCUAGUUUCCAGAUUGACCCUUGGGGUUCCCAGUGGAGUUUUGUAAAGGGAGAUAUGAAUUUUUAAAGAAAGCCCACUGACUUGGUUGUAAUCUGGAAAUCUGAAAUUUUCAGAUUUUUGCUUGUUAAAUACCCAUCUUUGAGAGGGCAUAUCUUGCUCGUUUGAAUUGUUUUUCAUUCGAUUCAAAUUGGAGAAUGAUCCUUGAAAUGUCUAGUUUCCAGAAUGUCUUUUGGAGCAUCAUUUGGAGAUCCGAGGCAGAUUUGGUGUCUGUUGCAAAACAACCCCUUAAGAGCUCAAGUUGUUGAAUUAUUUUCUAUGUAUCAAAGUUUAUUUUAAAGGAUGUUUCAUGAAAGAUUUCGUAUAUGUGCGUAACAAGUUUGGGACUAUUUAUUUUAAAUGAGGUCCGUUCUUUAUUUAAAUUAUGAUGGACUUUUAAUGAAUAUUUUUGGGAUUAAACUCUUAUUUCUUGAUUUAUAUAAAUUAUUUUUUUUAAGGACUUAUAAAUAUGAAUUUCGUAGGCCUACUGACCUACUGUGAUCGACGGUUUGUCGAUGUCUAAUAGCUUUGAAAAUUUUAUAGCAAGUCCCGACAUGAGUCUUGAGUACCCUGGUAAAAUUUCAAGCCAUUCCAACUUCGUUUGAUACUUCUUUAAAAUGCAAAACCUAAACUGCACAUUACUACCGAGAAUUUCAGAGAACAGAUGAAAGAGUCAUUUAUUUCAGUAGCUUCCUGUGUGAUCUAGCUUUCCAAAUUUUUAUGGUAUUCACCUUAUUGUGUUAGCUAGAUAUCCACCAAAGUUGAGCCCAGUUUGACAACGUUUACUAUUUUUAAAAAAAUCCAAGUUUUCGAUUGUUCAAAACUGCCGAACAUGGUAGAUCGUGGUAAAAACGUCAUAUCUCUCAAACCACUUGGAGUUUUCGACUCUAUUUUUUUUUUAUAUGAAACUAGAUUCGAAGAUCUUUCUUUCAGUAUGAGUCUCGAGUCCAGGAGAUGUCGGAGUCAGAACAGAUUAAAUUUUGAAGUUGAGUCAGUGUAAAAACAGAGCAUGUUUUAAUGAUGUUUUUGGACUUCGGACUUUAAAGCGAACUAUUAUCAUUUAUUUCUUUAAAGCCACUGGUUUAUUUAAUUAAUUGGCUACUCUCUUUUGAGCCUAUUAAUUAUUUGAGGUUACGCUAGUAAUGAUGUAACGAAUUAUGGAUGCUAGAACCCUAAAACACUAAAAGAUACCCUAGGCACGUAGAAUUAGACUUUGUCUUAUGACAAUUACUUCACGAACUUAUCGACUCUUCAUCAAUGAAGGUCCGGGCGACAGAAAGUGAAGCCGAAGAAGAAACGACUCCACGCCAGCUUUAAGAACAAUUGAGAAUGCCGCCUAAGAGAGGACGCCCUGUGAGAAACAAUAACAAUCGCAGAAACCGUAACGCUGUACCCGAAGAACCACAAGAUGCUCGAGGACAUAACCCAUCCCCUCCGCCUCCGACUAGGAGAGUCGAAGAACUCUUUUUAAGGCAAAAUCCACCUACGUUUGACGGAACGAGUGAACCGGCUGAAGCUGAGAUUUGGGUGCGUGCAAUGGAACGCAUUUUCAACUUUCUACGUUGUACUGAUGAGGAGCGCCUAUCUUGCGUCUCUUUCCAACUAACAGGAUCAGCUGACUUCUGGUGGGAAGCACGUCGAAAAAUUCUGACACCUGAACAAUGGGCAAGUUAUACUUGGGAAGAUUUUAAGACGGGAUUAUAUGAUAAAUAUAUUCCGAAAAGCUAUAGGAAGAAGAAAGAAGCUGAGUUCUACGAGUUGAAGCAAGGAAAUAAAUCUGUGGUUGAAUACGACAAGGAAUUCUGCAACCUGUCUAGGUUUGCUCCGCAACAAGUGGACACAGAUGAGAAGAUGGCAGAGAAAUUUUGUGCCGGUCUACGGUACGAAAUUAAGAUGGCUCUAGCAAGCCACGGAGGACUCUCAUACACGGAGUCUCUGAACAGGGCACUUGACGUUGAAGCUGCAAUGCCGUCGGACAAGUCAGCCCCAUUGUUGAUCUCAACGCCAAAUGAUCCACCAGUAGCCUCACAUACUCUCAAAGGGAAGCGCAAGUGGGACAACAACGAAGACAAUAUCAAUCAGACUAGUAAGAAAGUGUGGCAAGAAUAUGAACGGGCCGAACAGUUUAUUCAACCAAGGCACGAGGCACAGACUAACCUCGAGCGAACUGGGGGUAACCAAGGUCAGAAAGGAGUUUUACCUUGCCCAAAUUGUGGUAAGAUGCAUAGGGGUAUUUGUCGGGCUGGAACUAACGGUUGUUACAAUUGUGGCCAAAAAGGUCACUACUCCACGCAAUGCCCCAAUAGACAACGAGGUUCAGCAGUUGGGAACACCCGCACCCCCUUGCCAGCAAUACGUGGACACUUGCGAAAUCAGCCUCAAUCACAUCAGUGAAAAUCUUAUGGAGACACCGCAGACAAGAAAAGCUACGUGGGAGCUUGAAAACAAGAUGAAGGAAAAAUACCCCGAAUUGUUUUAGCAGAGAUAUGCAAAUUUCGGGACGAAAUUUUUGUUAAGAGGGGUAGUAUGUAGUAGCCCGCUCUUUUAUUUAUGAUAAAAACUAGUAAAUGCAAUUUUUUAUAAAUGAAUCCAGUUUAUGGUUCUGAUUUUUUUAUCAGAGGCAGAGUUAUUAUUUUAGCGUUAUAUUUUUAUAACGUAUGAAAAAAAAAAAAAAACGCGACGAGGAUUAUUGAGCAAUCAAUAAUUAUUAUUUCCAAGUUAUAACUGACUUAGCAAAGUCAUGUUAUUUAUUAAUCGAGAAACAGAAGCAGUUAUAUUUUAUUAGUGCUACUAGAAGUCGAGAAAUUAUUCCGACUGCAACGCAAAUUCAAUCUACGGAUUUAAUCUAGAUUCAUAUUACUGUAUUAGCAUCACCAAGGCAUGAGGAUAUAAUUCAUUUAUUCAUCAAUCUCAUUCUCAUACUUUACAAACUCUUAUAACCAAUUACAGUUUCACCUAUCAAUGCUAUGAAGUAGAUACAUGAAUAUGCUAGACAUAUAUGUAAGCAUACAAUCAUCAUUAUUUUUUUCCACUCCCUAAUGUCUCCUACACUAUACACGCAUAAUCUCCACUUCUCCACUCCACCAACUAUCUCCACCACCUUUUGCUUUCUUCCACUACAUUUUUUCUCACCACCCUUUCCACUCCACUAAUUCCACUACACCAAACUUUCCACCUACUCCCUUCCCCACCACACGCAAGAAUGCAUCUAACAUUCCAUUAUACAGGCAACAAUCUUUUCAUCAUCUUCAUUCUUCACUAAGGAACCGAAGAGCAGCCACGAGUUCUGCCAUAAGCACACUGCUCCGGCAGUGUUUUGCAAGGCGAUUCCAGCCAUCCAAAAGGUCCGGGCGACAGAAAGUGAAGCCGAAGAAGAAACGACUCCACGCCAGCUUUAAGAACAAUUGAGGUUGAGCUGUGAUGGGCGAUGAAGUGUUGUUGCUGAGUGGAGUUUUUGUUGAACUUAAAGUAGGCUCAGAAAGGAUACAUGUCUUCAUACAUGUAUCUCAGUUAUGUAUUCCGCUGUAAACACUGAUUAUUUCAGUUACGCCUUCCGUUGCAAACUCUGAUAAUAUUUUAGCCAAGCCCCUAACGAUGCCUUUUUCCUUUUAAGGAAUAUUUCAUGCGUA